AUGGGGUUCUCCUCCAGAGAAGUGUCAGCCGCCCUCAGGGCUUGUUUCCGGGUCAGCUACCCCAUGCUGGUGCGGCACCGCCAGUCAGGGCAGAUCAUGGUGCUGAAGAUGAACAAGCUGACCAGCAACCGGGCCAACAUGCUGCGGGAGGUGCAGCUGAUGAACCGCCUCUCACACCCCAACAUCCUCAGGUUCAUGGGGGUGUGUGUGCACCAAGGACAACUGCAUGCGCUGACGGAGUACAUCAAUGGUGGGAACCUGGAGCAGCUGCUGGACAGCCCUGUGCCCUUGUCUUGGUCCAUGCGUGUCAAGCUGGCCCUCGACAUUGCCCGUGGCCUGCGCUACCUACACUCCAAGGGCAUCUUCCACCGUGACCUCACCUCCAAGAACUGCCUCGUGCGCUGUGAGGCCAACGGCUACACUGCUGUAGUGGGUGACUUUGGCUUGGCGGAGAAGAUCCCCACCUACAGCGAGGGUAGCGAGAAGGAGCCGCUGGCCGUGGUGGGCUCCCCGUACUGGAUGGCGCCCGAGGUGCUGCGAGGGGAGAUCUACAAUGAGAAGGCCGAUGUUUUCGCGUACGGCAUCAUCCUGUGCGAGACCAUCGCUCGCGUCCCCGCUGACCCCGACUACCUGCCCCGCACUGAGGAUUUUGGCCUGGACAUCACCACGUUCCGCACCAUGGUGGCAAUCGACUGCCCACCAGCCUUCCUCCAGCUCACUUUCCACUGCUGCAGUACUGGGUUCAACCAGCAGACAAGACAGGACUGA
Messenger RNA from Chaetura pelagica (chimney swift), 768 nucleotides. RefSeq names its product dual specificity testis-specific protein kinase 1-like. Bases 1 to 768 code for a protein of 255 amino acids. Gene Ontology annotation, biological process: positive regulation of stress fiber assembly; protein phosphorylation; actin cytoskeleton organization. Gene Ontology annotation, cellular component: nucleus; cytoplasm. The transcript is spliced from 10 exons. The record is from RefSeq and is a predicted model, not a curated record. Gene Ontology annotation, molecular function: protein serine/threonine kinase activity; ATP binding. NCBI's taxonomy places the organism in Eukaryota, Metazoa, Chordata, Aves, Apodiformes, Apodidae.